This is a messenger RNA of Ostreococcus lucimarinus CCE9901, 1314 nucleotides long. RefSeq lists its product with no specific name. NCBI's taxonomy places the organism in Eukaryota, Viridiplantae, Chlorophyta, Mamiellophyceae, Mamiellales, Bathycoccaceae. The transcript has a single exon. The annotation marks the transcript as partial. Gene Ontology annotation, biological process: microtubule-based movement. The record is from RefSeq and is a predicted model, not a curated record. Gene Ontology annotation, molecular function: microtubule motor activity; microtubule binding; ATP binding.
AUGAAGACGCGCGAUGAUGAACGCGCGCUCGGGGGAACCAAUCAGAAUCUGACAAAGGCGCGCGCGGAUGAUUUUUACGCACGGCAGGAUGGCGCGUCGACGACGUACGCGUUCGAUCGCGUGUUUGAUGAAACGAGCGAUAAUAGAGCGGUGUACGAGGCGACGACGUCGAAGAUAGUGCAGAACGUAAUCGGGGGAUUUAACGGAACGGUGUUCGCGUACGGGCAGACGUCCAGCGGGAAGACGCACACGAUGCACGGGACGAAGGAGGAGUUAGGGGUGAUACCGCUCGCAGUGCGCGAUGUGUUUGAUGCGGUACGAAGACACGGGAGCGAUCGAGAGUUUUUGAUUCGAGUGAGUUAUUUGGAGAUUUACAACGAGAAGAUGAUGGACUUGUUCGACGGCGCCGGAGAAGAUGAAGAGACGUCAAAGUUGUCAAUUCGUGAGGAUAAAGAGCGAGGGACGUACGUGAUGGGUCUGCGAGAAGAGGUCGUGACGACACCAUCGCAAGUGCUAGCGCUUCUAGAGCUCGGGACGACGCGCAGGCACGUCGGGGCGACGAAUAUGAACGCGCACUCGUCUCGUUCGCACACGAUUUUCCGAAUGAUCGUCGAGUCAAGGGCGAUCAGUGGGGGGAUGCAGGGCGGUGCCGACGACGGCGCUGCGGUUUUAGUGUCCACUUUAAACUUGGUCGAUCUCGCCGGGUCCGAGCGCAUGUCAAAAACGGGUGCCGAAGGGCAGCGUGCCAAGGAGGGCGCGCACAUCAACAAGAGUUUGAUGACGCUCGGAGUCGUCAUCAACAAACUUUCCGAAGGCGUCGAGUCCAAGGGAGGUCAUAUUCCCUAUCGUGAUUCAAAGUUGACUCGUAUUUUACAGCCUGCGCUUGGUGGGAACUCCAAGACCGCCAUCGUGUGCGCGAUGACCCCGGCGGCGUCGCACUGCGAAGAGACGCACUCGACGCUGAAAUUCGCCCAGCGCGCCAAACGCGUCGUCAACAAGGCGACUAAGAACGAGGUCGCCGCGAAUGGUGCCACGAAUGCGAUGCUGAAACGUCAACAGAAGGAAAUAGCCGCGCUUAAAGCGCGUUUGGAAGAGGAAGGGUGCGCCAAAGUGGACGACAAAGCCAUCGAGGCUUUGCGAAGGCGUCUAGCCGAAGCCGACCGUGAGAAGAAUCUCAUGGCGCUCGCCCUGGAGGACGGGGAAGAGAAGGCCAAGGAGCGCGAGGCGAAGAUUUCCGAGCUCGAGGCAAAAGUAAAGGAGCUCAACGACGCGUUGAACGAAGCAAAGGCGCGAGACGAAGAAGAAGACCCACAC